UUUCGCCCGUUUUCUGUCAUCUCGAAGGCGAAGCGGAGAAAACAUUCUUCCAUUCAUCACGAGAACGAGGCACUCGCGGUGUGAAGAAGCCAUCGUCCCCGGGAAGUGAUAUUGAUUGAAGAAGUUUGUGCGCAGCAGAACAGCAGAAAAAAAAGGAAGGCAGACAAGAUGAUGUCCUUACCGGGAAGUAUCGCCUUCGAUGAGUACGGGAGACCGUUUAUCAUCCUGCGGGACCAGGAAAACCAGAAGCGACUCACCGGCAACGAAGCCAUCAAGAGUCACAUCCAGGCAGCGAAGCAGAUCGCUCACAUCAUCCGGACCUCGCUAGGACCGAAAGGGCUGGACAAGAUGAUGGUCAGCGGAGAUGGCGAAGUGACCGUGACCAAUGACGGAGCUACGAUCCUAAAGCUGAUGGAUGUGGAUCACGAAAUCGGCAAGCUGAUGGUGCAACUCAGUCAGUCACAGGACGACGAAAUCGGUGACGGAACGACCGGAGUUGUGGUGUUGGCCGGAGCUCUGCUGGAACAGGCCGAGUCCCUGUUGGACCGCGGUAUUCACCCGAUUCGUAUUGCCGAUGGUUUCGAGCUGGCUGCUCAGUGCGCCAUCAAGCAUCUGGAUUCGGUUGCCGAGCCGUUCCCGAUCUCUCGGGAUAACAAGGAACCGCUGAUUGAGGUGGCAAUGACGACCUUGGGAAGUAAGAUCGUGAACAAGUGUCACCGACAGAUGGCAGAGAUUGCCGUUGAUGCCGUGCUGACCGUCGCCGAUCUGGAGAAGAAGGAUGUCAACUUCGAGCUGAUCAAGCUGGAGUGCAAAGUCGGAGGACGCAUGGAGGACACUUGCCUGGUGAAGGGCGUCGUGGUUGAUAAGACCAUGUCGCACUCGCAGAUGCCCAAGACGUUGAAGGACGUCAAGCUGGCCAUCCUGACCUGCCCGUUCGAACCACCAAAGCCCAAGACCAAGCAUAAGUUGGACGUUACCUCGGCCGAGGAUUACCGCAAGCUGCGCGAGUACGAGCAGGAGAAGUUCUUGACCAUGGUCAAGCAGGUCAAGGAUGCCGGCGCCACUCUGGCCAUCUGUCAGUGGGGCUUCGAUGAUGAGGCAAACCAUUUGCUGCUGCAGCAGGAACUGCCGGCAGUUCGUUGGGUUGGCGGUCCGGAAAUUGAACUGAUUGCCAUCGCCACCGGUGGACGUAUUGUGCCGCGCUUCGAAGAACUGACCGCUGACAAGCUGGGUCAUGCUGGAUUAGUGCGGGAGUUGAGCUUCGGAACAACCAAGGACAAGAUGUUGGUCAUUGAGGAAUGCCAGAAUACUCGCGCCGUCACCGUUCUGAUCCGGGGAGGCAACCAGAUGGUCACUGCCGAAGCCAAGCGAUCAAUCCACGAUGCCCUGUGCGUGGUCCGUUCCCUCAUCCAGGAUUCCCGUAUCGUGUACGGAGGUGGUGCUGCGGAAAUCAGCUGCUCGUUGGCCGUUGCCCGGGAAGCCGACCAGUUGUCCACUCUGGAGCAGUAUGCUUUCCGUGCGUUCAGCGUCGCCCUGGAAUCGGUGCCGUUGGCCCUGGCCGAGAACAGUGGUCUGCUGCCCAUCGAAACCCUGUCCGAGCUGAAAUCUCGUCACGUUGCGGAAAGCACCUCCACGUUGGGAGUGGAUUGCAUGCUGACUGGCAAUUCGGACAUGAAGGAGCACCAUGUGAUCGAAUCGUUGCACUCGAAGAAGCAGCAGAUCAUCUUGGCCACGCAGCUCGUGAAGAUGAUCCUGAAGAUCGACGACGUCCGAUCGCCAGCCGAUAAGAUAUCAAUGUAAGGACCAGGUGUUUAAGCAACCAUGAGAUCAAAACACUAAUAAUUUACUAACUAACUCGGCUAAGUCAGACAGGUUCCCAUUAUAGAUCUUCUAGGUUGGACGGGUUUCGUUCAUGCUAAGCGCAUUUGCACUUACUCUCACACUCAAACCGCGCAUUACAUUACACCACCAACAACCAAUCAACCAAUAAAUACGUGAUUAUGCUUUUGAACGUAAGGAAA
Molecule: messenger RNA, 2021 nt
Organism: Aedes aegypti (yellow fever mosquito)
Lineage: Eukaryota; Metazoa; Arthropoda; Insecta; Diptera; Culicidae
Gene: CCT5
Product: T-complex protein 1 subunit epsilon
Exons: 5
Coding region: 169-1800 (543 amino acids)
Biological process (GO): protein folding
Cellular component (GO): chaperonin-containing T-complex
Molecular function (GO): ATP-dependent protein folding chaperone; ATP binding; ATP hydrolysis activity
Source: RefSeq, a predicted model, not a curated record